Diorhabda sublineata is the source of this 879-nucleotide messenger RNA. RefSeq lists its product as uncharacterized. The record is from RefSeq and is a predicted model, not a curated record. The coding region runs from base 1 to 879 and encodes 292 amino acids. NCBI's taxonomy places the organism in Eukaryota, Metazoa, Arthropoda, Insecta, Coleoptera, Chrysomelidae. Gene Ontology annotation, biological process: DNA integration. The transcript is spliced from 3 exons. Gene Ontology annotation, molecular function: nucleic acid binding.
AUGGGAUGGCCUAAAAAGAUACCACAGUUAUGUAAACCUUAUCUUAAUUAUAAAAACAAUUUUAGUGUGGUCGAUGGUUGUUUGAUGCUGGGCCACAAAGUCGUAAUUCCUUGUAAUUUAAAAGGAAAUAUAUUAAAACAACUACAUUCUCCUCAUUUUGGAAUAGUCAAAACUAAAAGCUUGGCUCGUUCUUAUGUAUGGUGGCCGCAAAUUAGUUAUGAUAAUGAAAAUGUCCAAUAUAAAUAUAUUUUAGUGUUAGUUGAUGCUCAUACAAAAUGGCUAGAAGCUGUUGUCACUUCAAACACUAAAUCUAGUGCAACAAUAAAUAUUUUAAGGGAUAUUCUUUCUAGAUUUGGCUUACCUUUUGCUUUAGUUUCUGACAACGCUACUACUUUUAAAUCUAAUGAAUUCCAAACAUUUUUAAGUAAAAACAACAUAGAAUUUAAAGAAAUUGCACCUUUUCAUCCAGCAUCUAAUGGUCAAGCUGAAAAUGCGGUUAAAACAGUUAAACAAGCACUACUUAAGAUUUUAAAAAGGAGUUCAUUGUCUGAACUUAACCGAAAAUCUCCAGCCAAUUUAAUGUUUCAAAGAAACAUAAGAAGUGUUUAUGAUUUUUGGAAUAACAAUGUAAAUAUUGUAAAUCAUAAAGCUAUUGAUGUAACAGACUUUAGUAUUAGUAAACAAAAUGUAAAAGUAGAUCUUAAUCAAAUAUCUAAAAGUCGAGACAAUCAAUGUAAAUAUUUCAAAGGUAGUAGAAAUAAAACUUAUUUAAUAGGAGAUCAUGUAGCAGUAAGGGAUUAUAGAGUUAUUAAUAAGCCUUCUUGGGUAAAGGGAAUAAUUUUAUAUUUUAAUAAUGUUUUUGAACCUAUCUUCUUAUGA